AUGUCGACUGAGCCAACCACGUCGCCAGGCCUCAGCCCAAUCUACGAUCGGGACCCCAUCGUCGCCAGCAUCACACGGUACUACGAGCUGCUUUCCAAAAUGGUCUCAAUCCGACCCAAGCACAUCGAGUAUCCCCCCGAAGGAGACUGGGGAGACGACAUCAUCCCUCUCGAGAAGCUCCGCCGUCUCGGCUUCGACGAAAGAAUGAUCGACCUGGUACGGCAUAUCCCAUACGUGGCCAGCAACAGGCCCGUCUUCCCCUCAACUCAGACCGUCAACUACUUCCAGAACGUCUUCUCAGAGCCCGUGGAAGAGUUCCAGUUGGAGGAUCCUAAUCGUGUCAGGCUGUGGCCGGUGCCGGACGAGAGGAUCCCCGAGGGUAUAGUACCUUUAUCUCAGUGGCUGAACGGAGAUAAGUUGGGGAUCUGGUGGUUGCUCGAUACUAAGACGGGUGAGCUCACCGCCCACGACGCCUGGAUCUCGAGGCCGCCGGACGAGGUACCCGAAGACGAGCCCUGGCGCACGGCGAGACCUGUUCCCGCCGUCACUUAUUUCGACGGGUUGUGCGAGAACUUGAGAUCCCUCGAACUGGUCCCCGUGCCCGGCGAUUCCAGGGGGAGCGAGUGGGGCAUGUGGCAGCCGAAGUUCAUGAGGUCGGAGAAAUGGAUCAGCGAAGCGCAAGCAAUCUAUCGCAAGUGUCACUGGCCGGAUGUGGAGAGGUUUCGGCGGCAGAAGUGUCGGAAGCUCCUGGUUGAGAUGCAGGAUAGGAUUACGAAGGAGGAGGAGGAAGGGCGCGAACGUCGUGAGGAAGAACGUGCGAAGCUAGCUGUGGCGUGA
Molecule: messenger RNA, 837 nt
Organism: Colletotrichum karsti
Lineage: Eukaryota; Fungi; Ascomycota; Sordariomycetes; Glomerellales; Glomerellaceae
Exons: 3
Coding region: 1-837 (278 amino acids)
Source: RefSeq, a predicted model, not a curated record